AUGCGCCAUGCUCGCAGAUUUACCGACAUAACGCCUGUUAUUCCGAUCCAGAAAACCAAAGAUAGAGUUGAUGACAAGAAAAAGUUCCAUAAACAAUCUAAAAAGUCCAGGAAAGGUUCUACAAUGAGUACUUCGCGUGGCUCAAAACCGCAACAACACCAAGACGUACCAAGAACGGAAUUAGACUAUGAAAUCGAACGACUAAAAGCAGAAAUACAACAAGAACGACAAAUGAAGGAGAUGCUAGAACAAUCUUCUGUUGAAUUAGUGAAUACCAUCAGCGAUCUGGAAGAGAAAAACGACAACGUUGAAGGCGAAGAUAACGAAUGGAAGACACGAUUUGAAACUCAGCAAGAAAUGAACAACCAGCUUGAGAAACAAGUUGUGUUAUUACGGGAAAAACUUGGCCAACUUAAGAUUCCAUCUCGAGAUGGAAAACCAAGUAAUCAUCUCAAAACAUAUAAUGGUUUAUCUGAUGCAGAAAUAAGAAAACUAAUGAAACAGCUGGAGAGGGAUAAAACAGAGUUACAGGGUCAAUUGCGAGACUUGGAAUGGCGUCUAGACAAUGAAUCCAAGGCUUUUCACAAGAUAAAUGAGGAAAGAAAGAAGUACCUAACUGAACUAGAUGAGACUGCUGCAUUCAUCGAUGACACAAAAACAAAAACAAGACAAGCAAUUCAUGAAGCUCAGAGAGAGAAUGAAGCUCAGUUGAACAAUGCAAAAUUAAGACAUCCUAACCACUUUGGCCUGCCAGACAAUCAAAGGAUAAUUGAUCCAAAGAAAGGUCCUGUGAAGAAGGUGGCAGCUGUGCGGAAGCUGCCAAAGUUAGACAGCUCAGGAUCAGGUGGAAGUAAAUCACCUGGCAACAGUCCAAGGAACAGUUAGCUUACAUGGAUAGAAUUUGAAAAUAAUUCUAUAGGAUGGCUAAACAUAAAGGAUACCUUCAAACAUGAGAUACUUAUUCUUUUAACCCUUGAUACUGUAAGAUCAGUAUGCUUAUUCUUCAUACUGUUCUCUAUACAUUUCAUGAGGUGCUGACAAGGAGAAUUUGUUUUAGCAAUCAAGAGCUUCUUUAGUUAGUGAUCAUUUCCUUUAUUCUCAUGACCUUAAUGUGUGACUCAGGGGUGAUAUUGUAAGGAGAAAUUAGAUGUUAGUAACACUUAGGGGUCAAAGGGUUUAGGUAGUGUAUACAAUGUAAUCAGACAAUUGAGGCACAAAACAAACAUUGUUACCCUAGUUUUAGUCAAUUAAUCAUUGUGCUAUUGCUCUCUUCAAAGAGGUAACAGAACAUGGACGAAAUUUCCUGGUACUAUCCAUUGUCGGCAGUGCAUAGUCUUAUUUAUGUAUUUAUGCAAAGAAAAUAUAUGGGGCUUUGAAUAAAAGGUGAACUAUUUCGACAAAGGGCAAAAAAAAAUAGUUGGUAUAGUUCUUGAUUCAAUCCAAUUCUUAUGAAAUAUUGAAUCAAACCAUCUAGGAUGAAAAACUGCCUACAACAUUUGACUAAUGCUUUUAAGAUUGUGAAUAAAAAAAGGAAAAAGCUGCUUGAUACUACCAAUCUUUUAUUGACUUUUGCAUUUGAGCAGAACCCUACUCUCAAAUGACAAAAUACAUAAUUACCCAUUGUUGUAAAUGAUCACAUAACAAUGUAAAGUUUAGUUAAAGCUUGUGUGUUUUGUUUUCUUAGCUUGUAAAUAUACACUCAGUUACCAACAAAUAUAUAGAGGAAAACAGAUAUGUAAAUAUAAUGAUUGUAAAAGUGACAUGAUUGUCCAUCUGAUAUAAUGAUCAUUUUAUUUUCCUAUCACUUUCAUUUUGGCUGUAAUUGACACAAUCAAGUGACUUGGGUUGUGCGAAAAGAUCAGUUAACUCACUGUGUGGUAUUUAAAUUAGUUGUAUGUAACUGAGCUUGAGAUAAUCUGAAAAUGUAUUGAUAACAUUCUGAAAGAAUAUUGUGAUCUGAUGAGAGGGCAUGACAUCCCUUGAUGGGGUGAAGAGGUGAUGCUCAAAUUUAUUAUGAGCAAUUUUUGCCAAUGCUGAUUGAACAUUUGAAUCUCUUGUGUUGAAGAAAUCAGAGAACGACUUUUUUUUUCUGAAAGUAAAAAUUGGAAGAAUU
This is a messenger RNA of Pocillopora damicornis (cauliflower coral), 2113 nucleotides long. Its product is annotated as coiled-coil domain-containing protein 169. The record is from RefSeq and is a predicted model, not a curated record. Lineage: Eukaryota; Metazoa; Cnidaria; Anthozoa; Scleractinia; Pocilloporidae.